Molecule: messenger RNA, 712 nt
Organism: Botrytis cinerea B05.10
Lineage: Eukaryota; Fungi; Ascomycota; Leotiomycetes; Helotiales; Sclerotiniaceae
Exons: 2
Coding region: 114-536 (140 amino acids)
Source: RefSeq, a predicted model, not a curated record
GCUUUCUUUCUGAAGAGGGAUCCAUCUUGAAAUCAAAUCUCCACUUACAAAUCAACUUUAGCUCUUUGCGGGGUCUCGCAAGAUUUCUCCUGAACGAGAUCAAAUUUGCAAUCAUGAGUUCUUCCAAUGAUGCACCUCAAUUGACGGAUUCCGCUUGGCUCAAGAAGACAGGUUGGAUGUCGAUGAAUCAUUUCAUGCUUUCUUACCAACUCAAAAUGGAAAAUGACAACGAUUACGAGCAGGGCAAGAUUAUUCUGGCGGCAAUUAGAGCGGCAGAACAAGACGAAGCGGCAUCCGACGCAGAAAGAUCUACCGGUAUUUCGAACACUCCAAGACAGACGCAGACCAAUGGUGCCAUGAAUCAUAAUGGUGGAAAAAACUCGGAUGCUCCCGGUAAUCAAGAUGGAAAGCAGCAUUCAGCAAGUGAAAACACUGAUCCAAGUGGGACUAGCCUCGAUGACAAGCGACCAGUUGAAUUCAUGGGAACUUUGAGGUCAUAUCCAUCUUAUGGUAAUGGCGGAUCAGCAAAAGACUGAGGUCAUCAUUUCGACUUGAAAACUUCGCGUGGAUAUAAUUGUUUGGGAGAUCAUGCUUCAAGACAUACUUAAAAAUUGUACUGGUACAAAGUGAACCGGAAGACUGGUGUUGACACCAGAAGGACACAAGUUAUAGACUUUAGCUAUCACACAAUGAGGAAGUUUUGUUUACGCCA